AUGGAGCUCCUGUUGAAUGGGAAUGUCUUUGGUCAAAUCCCGAUGGGUAGAGGACUGCGGCAAGGUGAUCCAAUUUCACCAUUCCUGUUUAUUAUCUUGAUGGAACUUCUUUCAAAAAUGCUACUUAAAUGGGAAAGGAAUGGGAAAAUCAAUGGCGUUAAGCUUGGCAGACAAGCCCCGUCGAUCACCCAUCUUCUGUUUGUUGACAACUUACUGAUUUUUUGUCAGGCUAAUAUGGACGAGGUCAAGAAUGUGUAUCGGUGUCUUCAAUUGUUCUGUAAAUGGACUGGGCAAGCUUUCAAUAAGGAGAAAUCUGGCUGUUUUUUCUCUAGGAACGUUACUCCAAAAAGAACACUAGAUAUUAAGCGGUGCUUAGUGAAACGGAAUGGAAGCUGGUUGGCGAUGGUUGCCCGUGAUGUAAGUGGAAAGGUGAUCCAUGUUCAAGCCUUCAAGUCCUUGUCAAAUAUUCUGGAAGUGGCUGAAUUGGAGGCGAUUGGAAAGGCAUUGAGAGUGGCCAAAGAUCAAGGAUGGUCGAAGGUGAUAAUGGAAUUUGAUGCUCAAAUAGUGGUGCAUGCACUAAAUAGAAAUGAUAGAUUAUCUCUGCACUAG
This is a messenger RNA of Ziziphus jujuba (common jujube), 609 nucleotides long. RefSeq lists its product as uncharacterized. The record is from RefSeq and is a predicted model, not a curated record. Bases 1 to 609 code for a protein of 202 amino acids. Gene Ontology annotation, molecular function: RNA-DNA hybrid ribonuclease activity; nucleic acid binding. NCBI's taxonomy places the organism in Eukaryota, Viridiplantae, Streptophyta, Magnoliopsida, Rosales, Rhamnaceae. The transcript has 2 exons.